Molecule: messenger RNA, 2350 nt
Organism: Labeo rohita (rohu)
Lineage: Eukaryota; Metazoa; Chordata; Actinopteri; Cypriniformes; Cyprinidae
Exons: 5
Coding region: 102-1238 (378 amino acids)
Source: RefSeq, a predicted model, not a curated record
AAUACAUGGUUAUUUUCACAACACUUCACUAGAGACCAGCUCUCACAUCAGCACGUCUAUUUAUUGCUUUUCAUAUUUGUGGAUUAAAUCUCUUGAAGAAAAUGUUGGUUUGGUUCUGUUUGUGCUUGUGGUGUGUAGUUGGUGUGUUUGCUGCUGCGUAUGAGCUGAAUUCAGUGUCAGUGAUGGAGGGAGAGUCUGUCACUUUACACACUGACAGAGAAAUGAGGAAUAAUGAUCUGAUCCUCUGGAGGUUUGGACCUGAAAACACUUUGAUAGCUGAAAUCAACGUAACAGACAGCAGCGUGACUUUAAAUGAUCAUUAUGAUUGGAGAUUCAGAGGCAGAAUGAAGGUGGAUCAUCAGACUGGAUGUCUGACCAUCACAGACACCAGACCUCAACACGCGGGACGUUAUCAACUACAGACCAACCGCAUGAAGAAGUUCAUCAUCCUCACUGUCAAUGGUGUGUCUGGUGGUAAAGAAGAGAUGAAGUCAUUGUCAGUGAUGGAAGGACAGAUUGUGAAUUUACACUCUGAUACUGAAAUAAGGAAUAAAGAUCUGGUUUUGUGGAGGUUUGAAAACUACACAAUAGUUAAAAUCAAUAAAACAUCACACAGCAUCACCAUAUAUGAUGAUGUUCUUGAAGGGAGAUUUAGAGACAGACUGACGGUGAAUGAUGAAACUGGAUCUCUGACCAUCACAAACACCAGAACUGAACAGACUGGAUUUUAUCAAAUGCAGACCAACCGUAUGAAGAAGGAUUUCAUUCUCAGUGUUUAUGCUCUUCUGCCUGUUCCUGUCAUCUUCAGAUAUUGUACUCAAUCUCCUUCAUCAUCAUCAUCAUCAUCAGUGUCCAGGCAUGUGCUGCUGUGUUCAGUGUUGAAUGUGCGUGAGGUGACUCUCUCCUGGUACAAAGGAAGCAGUUUAUUGUCCAGCAUCAGUGUGUUUGAUCUCAGCAUCAGUCUCUCUCUGCCUCUGGAGUUGGAAUAUCAGGAUCAAAACGGCUACAGAUGUGUGCUCAACAACUCACUGACUGAGCAGACUCAACAUCUGGACAUCACUCAGCUGUCUCACACAUGUUCAGACUCUGGCUGUAAUUCUGCUGAAGCUGUGUUCCGAUUGGUCGUCACCGCUCUGGUGGGCGUGGCUGCUGCGGCUGCUGUUGUUCUUCUGCUUUAUGACAUCAGGUCCAGAAGAGCCGAACAGGAGCGAGCACGUGUUCCCACAUCAGCAACCUAAAUGAUGUCAUUUCUAUAUUACCAUCUUCACUGAUUUUGAAUGAGUUUAUGUAUUCAUGUUUUUUUUUUUUUUUGUUAAUUUUUUAGUGGAUUAUUUUUUACCUUAGAUGAUAUUUUGAGAACAAAUAGCGACACAUUAUCACUUUAAUGCUCAAAGAAUCAAAUUAAAUAUAGCCUCUCUCUCUUUGGGUUUCCCAGCAUCAGAGUUUUUAACAUCAACUUUGAAAGGCUUUAGUGUUUAUAUUUAUAUAUGUAUGUUUAUUUAUAUAUAUAUAUAUAUAUAUAUAUAUAUAUAUUGUAUUGUAUAUACUGUAUUUGACUCCUGCAGAAGUAUCCAACUGCAGUAAAUCUAGUUUGAUAGACAGCAGCACAUGCCCAAUGGUGGACAAAGGACUGGCCCUUACCUAAGUGCAUAAAGAACUAGAGAGUAGGGAGUGAAUUCACUGAAUUGCUGAAUUACAAAUGAUAUAAGAAAGGGGCACUUGUCUUGAGUGGUGAAAUCUUUUACCAUAGGUCUGUUGACAACAUAAUUAAUGCUAAUACCAAAGGUAAUCAUUAAGUUAUAUUAUUAGCCCUAUUAUGUACUAAUGAUAUAACUUAGGCAGCAUUUAUAAUCUGAUACCAUUCAGCUGUGCACAGUUUCAAGAUCAUUUGUGAUUUACAAAUUUUGCAUAUAAAAAAGUAAUUCUCACAUUUUUUGUACGUACGUUCAUUCUUCGAAUUGCAUAUACGCACAUUUGAGAAAUGAUCAUAAGAUAAAAUGUACAAAGGGUUUUUAUGCAGCAUUUAAUAAAUGAGGCCCCGAGUGCACCAUUGCUCCAAGUGCCAUGGUUUCAGUCACUGCUCCAUGGUCCAGGCCAACCACGAUGCCUUGAUCCAGGUCUGGUUCCCCUUCAUGGGUCUGGCUUCAAAGUCCCUUUAGGGCAAGUCAUUUCACUCUGUGGCCAUCUUUGAAAGGCUUCUCAGGAAUGCAACUGCAGCUCCUGUCUCUUUGAAUGGGGAAUCCCUCAUAACUGUUCACCAAGCUUAUGAUUAAAUUUCAGAUUUGAAAUCACCAAUGAAAUCUGACAGCAACUGUUUUAUAAAUGUUGUUUCUUUUGCUCAAAUAAAAAA